Molecule: messenger RNA, 4473 nt
Organism: Solea senegalensis (Senegalese sole)
Lineage: Eukaryota; Metazoa; Chordata; Actinopteri; Pleuronectiformes; Soleidae
Product: zinc finger protein
Exons: 7
Coding region: 567-1325 (252 amino acids)
Molecular function (GO): nucleic acid binding; zinc ion binding
Source: RefSeq, a predicted model, not a curated record
CCACUCACUCCCCUCUGCAAACCGCGCGUGCAGUGUAAUUCACUACCACACGCUGUGCGAACGGAGCGCGCGCUCAUUCAUUCAUUCUUUCAUCCAUCCAUCCAUCCCGCUGAAGGCUGCUCACACUUUCCUCUCUCUCUCUCUCUCUCUGGUUCUUUCCUUACACUCGGACAUCUGUACUUUACUGAGUGUUUACCCACAGUGGGAGUGACAGUGGGUGAUAUCAACACAGCUCCGCUUCUCCUUCUCCUCCACCGCGAUACGAUACGGAGCAGAGAGACAGAGGAGUCACCGGAGGACGCGCGCAUCACGACGGCAGUAUAGCGAGCAGCGGGUGGGAGUUUUUGUUGUUGUUGAGCAUUUAAAAACAAAGACAAACAAGGUCUAAAGAAAACACCAACACGGGGACGGAAACUACAAGGCGAACUCUCUGUUUUUGACAUGAUCCCCGUGUAGUUUGGACGGAUUUUACGCGGCACAGGUGCGUUAAAGGAUUAAAGACAGCCCCGUUGGCGGAUGAUUGUCGGCUUGGUGAAGAGGUGUCACUGCCUCUGCGCAAGUUUCAGAUGAAGAUGAAAUCGGCGGGCGUCGUGGAUGGAGGGCUGUUCACAGAGAGCUAUUGUAACAUCUGCAAUGCCCAGCUCAUCUCCGAGUCCCAGCGCACCGCUCACUAUGAGAGUAAAAAACAUGCCAACAAGGUUCGCCUGUUCUACAUGCUUCACCCUGAAGAUGGAGGACCACCUUCCAAGAGACUGAGGCCAGACAACCCAGACUGUGCAGAGACAGAAGUGGACAGGAACAAGUGCUGUACCUUGUGUAACAUGUUCUUCACCUCUGCCAUUGUGGCCCAGUCACACUACCAGGGUAAAACCCAUGCAAAGAGAGUCCGCCUGGUGCUGGGGGAGCCUCCAAACCUACCCACAGCCAUGACCAGCCCAACAAACACAGAUUCCUCCCCUUCCACGCCUCAGCCCACAGACCCUGCUGUGUGCCCUCCUCAACCCCCUGUCCUGCCCUGGCCCACGACAGAGGUCAGUGGAAAUGGAGGAAAAGAAGCCGGGAAGUACUGUUGUCUAUGUGGAGCCUGGUUCAAUAACCCGCUGAUGGCACAGCAGCACUACGAGGGCAAGAAGCACCGCAGGAAUGCAGCCAGAGCGCGCCUGCUGGAGCAGCUAGCUGGCAGUCUGGAUGCCACAGAGAGCACAGGACUGCGCAGUAGUUACUCCUGCAGUGUCUGCAGUGUGGUCCUCAACUCCAUUGAACAGUACCACGCACACCUCCAGGGCUCCAAGCACCAGAACAACCUGAAGCAACACCAGCAGUAAGCCACCUUAACUUUGGAAAAGGAAGACAUGAAGACAAAGAUUACUGGAAUGAUAAAAACCCACAGAGGACGAACCGUGUUACAAAACUGAGGAGCAUAAGAAAGCAGAACAGAGUAAUGUCUGUGUCUGCGUGUGUGUGUGUGUGCGUGUGUGUGUGUGCGUGUGUGUGUGUCUAUGGCUGUCAUGGGCAUCCAUGCCCAUAUGUGCGUGUAUGCAUGUGUGAGUCAUUACGAGAGUGUUUAUUUCUAUCUUUGUUCUAAAAAUAUAUCUUUGAGAUUUAUUCAGCACCCAAGUGUUUUGAUACGAGUUCUCAACACCAGCAGCCGUCAGACGAGCUGCGGCUGCAAUAUUGCCCUGCAACUCCUGUGUGAACCACAAUCCUAGAAUUGAACUGAUGUCGGUGCGUUGCCCAGAGUGGCAAUAACCAUUACAAUGAUCGUCAUUAGAGCAGCAGUAAUAAUAACUCUUUAACUAGUCGUCCCCAACGUGCUCCGACUGUGAUCCAAGUCUGUUUUAACAUGGAUUCAUAUACAGUGAUGCGGAAAAUGGCACACGCAUGGUUCACUUUCAGACCACUUGAGACCUUCUCAGGCCUAAACGUUAAAAUCCAAGGACGUGAAAACUACCAGUGACCUCAGCCAUAACCAACUGCAUGAAUUAAGAAAACUUAAAAAAUUGGUUUUAUAUCCUGUGUUGUCUGUGAAUGUAGUAUUUAUUUUUCAUGUGUUGGAUAGGUCAUUAAAAAAAAAGAAAAAAGAGAGAGACAGAAAAGUUCUCAAAACCUGAAGAUUUGGCUGGGUUACAGGACAGAAAGCACUGUAGAAAAGCAGCACAAAGACUUUUAAAAUCCUGCUUUGAUGCAACAGUCAGUCAUGUACAGGUGUAAACAUUCCCACAGAGCAGAAUACUGAUGUCAGAUGCAUUUUUGGAGGUGACAAAAGUCUAUUUUUCUGUUGCAAUAGCCAGAGGGAGGAAAACACUCCCCAAUCCAUGUAGCAGCUAAUGUACAAAACACAAAUGGGAUGUAAUGCAUAGCAUGUUAAACCCAAAAGUUGCAUUUACUUGCCUUUUUGAAGUCUAUUGCUUGCACAUUUUGUUGCAGUAGCGCCGAUUGCUUUGUCAUGCACACUGGAACAGUAAGGUCAGCUACGAGUUCUGCAGAGGCUUCUUUUCAACACCUAAUUUAUUCAACUCUGAACCUUUUUAACACCAGUUACUGCUCAUCUGUAGUGUCAUCACAGUGUUAUGUGCAGUGAGUUUCAACAGAGACACAACACUUGUCGACUGGACUACCGUCCUUGUCCCAGUAUGAAAGUGGGGAAUCGAUAUAAUGGAUGAAGUGUGUCCACCUCUGCUCCCCUAGGUGGCAACAAUUCCAUCUUUCCACUUGUUAGUAUUAGGCUUUUUCCAGUUGACCUGUUAUGUUACAGAAACAGAAGAGAGAACACACUCCACUUUCUUGUGUUGGCACAGGGAUCGGUUCAUAGGCUGUAUAUUAAAAAUGGAUGCAAUCUUUGGCUGUAAAAAUAAAUUCCUGUUGUGAGGCCAUGUCACUUUUUGAAACCGGAAAUCAACAUACUGUACGUCAUCUGCAAUCACCUAUUGGUUUCAGUCACACUGUUGUCCACAUGUGCAGUACUUUAUCGUCCAUUUUCCUCCAAACGGGAACAUAAUUUACAAAAUUGACAUCAUGUUCUCUUGAAGAAAAACAAAGGAGAGCCUUCACUACUCAGGAAAAUGUUCACCGACGUGGAAAAUCAAGUGAAAUGUAGGCUCAUUUUCUCACAGACAUCUAUACAAAUGCAGGUUGUAACCGACUUCUGACCUACUUCCUGGGUUUCACUUUAAAAACCUGAAGACUUCAUCCAUUUUUAUAGAGUCUAUGUGUCAGCCCUAAGCAGAAUUUCUAGGAGCUAUGAAAAGGAGUCACUGCUAAUGUUCUGUCAGUUCUUUUUGGGUUCAAUUUUGUUGUUUUUCCAAAUUUUCAUUUUGUGCUUUGUUCAUUUCACAGUGAAGAGAGUGAAUGCCAAAUGACCUGAUUAAAUUUGUGCUUCCUCUGCAGACUUGAGGAGGAAUGGUUUUUAUGCAAUCACACUGAAGUAUUAACAACUGUAACAAUGUGUUUUGAAGUGAAAUUGUUUAACCGAGCAAAAGAAGAAGAAAAAAACAUUCUGUAAAUAAGCAGUAGCAGCAGGCAACAUUUGGGUUUUUUUUUAUUUAUUAUCUUAACUGAGAUGAUGGAAGUGUACCUCUUAAAGUUAUUAUUAUGGAAAAAUACAAACAUGCUGGCAGUAAAAUGAGGACAAACUGAACCAAGGAGUGACGAUGGACCAAAAUCCAGCAUGUGGACGACAGUGAUUGAGCGUUUUCACCAAGAGGGAUUACGCGAUAACAGCUGUUUCCGUGAGGACCACAAUCAUCAAAGACCGUCUCCUCAGAAAGAAAUCUCUGAAAUGUGACCGUUUUGCCAGCGGAUUAAUUAGACAGUGAUAACAAUGACAGGAUGACAGGCUGUUGGAUUUUAAUGAGACAUCUGAAAUCACCAAACCCUCUUCUGUCGUUGAUGCCAUGGAGAAAAAAAAACACAAAAAAGUCAUUUGGCAUUUCUCGACGCACAUCACGACUCUUUUGAUGACUAAAUUACACAGACUCGGUCCAGCACUGGCGUACUCAGAACAGAGACGGUGUCUUUGUGUGUUGAUAUCACAGAAUGUGCAGAGGAUGGCUGUGCCAUGAGUCACAUAUUUUAGCAGAUGUUACAUAACAUACAACAGAGUUGUAUUUAUGGGUAGUAUUGUGUGAUAUGAUGCUUGUGGGUGGGUGUCUGUGUAUGUGAAGCUGUCAGCUGCACUGGCAGUGGGAGACUCGCCGUGGGCUGAGAACCGUGAGCACAUUUGUAAACACACCUGAUGAUGAAUACAAUGAAGAUGAUGAAACUAUGUCUAUUUUCUCUUGCAAAAUUCAUGUGUGCGUGUGUGUGUGUGUGUGUCUAAAAGAAAUGCCUUGUUGAUAACAGUGAUCACCUAUCACCACACUUUUUUGGUUUAGAAUUUAAGGCUAGUACCCUGUAAAAAAGAAAAAAAAAAAAAUCUGGCCACUGUUUUUCUGCCAAAUGUGUCUUUGUUAUCUAUAAAAGUAGAAAUCGCUA